Messenger RNA from Pangasianodon hypophthalmus (striped catfish), 3657 nucleotides. It is a transcript of the gene cmbl, whose product is annotated as carboxymethylenebutenolidase homolog (Pseudomonas). Lineage: Eukaryota; Metazoa; Chordata; Actinopteri; Siluriformes; Pangasiidae. The coding region runs from base 116 to 853 and encodes 245 amino acids. Gene Ontology annotation, molecular function: hydrolase activity. The transcript has 7 exons. The record is from RefSeq and is a predicted model, not a curated record.
GAGGCCACGCUCAAAUAAAGGUGUGUUUUCCUCUUCGACCUUCCCAGUUUCGGAGCCUCUUCACUUUUCUCUAUUACAGUUGCAGUGUCAAAUAUCCACGUGCCAAACAAUCACGAUGGCAAAUGAAGCCAGGCCAUGCCCGUGUGACAUUGGGGACAGGAUGGAAUAUGGCAGCCUUGGCGAGGAGGUUCAGAUUGAGCAUGUUAAAGCUUACGUGGUGAAACCUAAAGCACCAACAGACAAAGCAGUCAUUGUAAUUCAGGACAUUUUUGGAUGGCAACUACCCAAUACAAGAUACAUGGCUGACAUGCUCGCUUCAAAUGGAUAUGUUGCUGUUUGCCCAGACUUCUUUCUUGGAAAGGAGCCAUGGAGUCCUUCAAGUGAUUGGUCAACAUUUCAGGAGUGGCUUGAAGACAAAAAACCUACCAACAUCAACAAGGAGGUGGAUGUGGUUUUGAAAUAUCUCAAGGAACAACGUGGAGCUAAAAGGAUUGGAGUGGUAGGGUUCUGUUGGGGCGGAGUGGCCACACACUACAUAGCCCUCCAAUAUCCUGAAGUCAAGGCUGGGGUUUCAGUUUAUGGGAUCAUUAAAGAGAGAGAGGAUAGUUAUGAACUCAAAUGUCCGACUCUGUUCAUCUUUGGUGAAAACGACACAGUGAUACCACUUGACCAGGUGACAACACUUGAGGCAAAACUGAAGGACAAGUGCACUGUUGACUUCGAAGUGAAGGUUUUCCCCAACCAAACUCACGGAUUUGUGCAUCGUAAACGGGAAGACGUCAAUCCGACAGACAGACCUUUCAUUCAGGAGGCUCGGGAGGACAUGAUUAACUGGUUAAAUAAGUACAUGUAAAAUUAGAGCAAAUUAUCUGGUUUAAAGUAAAAGUUUCCUUACCCACUCUUACCCACUCUGACACUCUUGUUGAUGACCCAGGACGUGUUUGUGUCCAAAGUGCACACUGCAUUCGUGAAGCUACUAUAGUAUAAUACAUGACUAAAUCAUCACACACUCUCCUUAAAAGACAUUUGGUUCAGUAACAACAGUUGCACAUAAAGGUUUCAUAAAAUACCCUAGCAAGUUUAUUGCCCUUAGAAGUAAGCAGAUAAAAGAUCAAGAGUUGACUUAAAUUGUGGCAUUUGCUUUUGGAAUCUGUUGCUGUUAACUUUCAAUAUGAAGUCCAAAGAGCUGUCGCUGCCAGUGAAGCAAUCCAUAAUUAAAUUGAAAAAUGAAAACAAAUCAGUCAGAGAGAUAGCAAGAAUAUUAGGUGUGGCCAAAUCAACUAUUUGGUCCAUUCUUAAAAAGGCAGAACACACUGGUGACCUCAUGAACAACCACAGGUCCGGAAGACCACGGAAAACAACUGAGGGGGAAGACAGACGAAUUCUUUCCCUGGUGAAGAAAAACCCCUUUACAACAGUUGGCCAGAUCAAGAACACCCUCCAGGAGGUAGGCGUAUCUGUGUCAGAGUCAACAAUUAAGAGAAGACUUCACCAGAGUAAAUACAGUUGGUCUGCCGUAAGCCUCAGAGAGAGGAAGACUAAAGGUAGACAUAAAAAUGCCAAAAAACAAAUGAAAAAACGUGCAAGUUCUGAAACAACAUCAGAUGGACAGAUGGAACAAGAAUCUGUUUUACCAGAAUCAGGGGAAGAGACAAGUAAAGAGAAGGGAAAGAAGUGCUCAUGAUCUGAAUGAUAGUACGUCAUCUUGUGAAGCCUGGUGGAGGUAGUGUUAGGGUAUGGGCAUGUAUGCCUGCAAGUGGAACUGGUUCCCUUUUAUUCAUUGAUGUUUCACAGUGCAGAUUGAUGAUUGAGAUUACCAUACUGAAGAUUAUUCUCCAAUAAUGGCACAUCCCAAAGGGUUCUUAUUCCUCUUAUGCCACAGCGAUUUGCCAAAGAUUACAAUGAAAAAAAUUUAUUAAUGAACAACACAUUGUGCUUUUUAAUCGUUUAUAGUUGCAUAUAAUGCUGCGGAAUGUCAGCGAGUUAUUUGCUGUCAUCACUUACAAAAAACAGUCUUCCCUCUCUAGCCUCUUUUUCCCCCUCUCUUGAUGUUAAGACAAAAAAUGCAGCUUAUCAUAUUUUUGAGAAACUAGAGUGUUCCUGUGGUAAACACUUUCCCAUAGAAAAUUAAUUGUUACAAACCGACACUAGAGAUUCCUUCCUUAAAUGUUAAGUAAAUGUCCCCAUACAGAAAGCUUCACCAUGUAAAUGAUUAUAUGUUUUUCUUUUGUUAAAUAACAUGUUUUUAAAAUUUAUUAUUAGCUUUAGAUCUCUGAGGUCCCUUUGUCCAUUUUUACAUACCACAAUAUGAAAUCUAAAGAAACAAAAUUCAGACCGUGCAUGCUUAUAGAAUCUGGCCAAGAAUGGUCAAUGUCACUGUUUUCAACUGCUGAUACAACUGAGGCUGUAUGUGAUUAUGUGCCUGCUUCAGAUAUGCAGGUUGCUUUGCUUGCAUCUGUGAAGGAAGAGAUAGGUUGUGAUAAAAAUGGAGCAUAUUCCUCCCACUGUUAUAAUGAUUCCUGUGUGGUUGUCCCUGUUCUUUUCAUUUUAAAGGGGGUGAGAUGAGCAGGAGGAGCUGAGGGAGGGGAGAGGGGUCACUCGGUACAGCUCACUGAGAUAGACAGAGAGAAGCUUUACUAACUGACAUCUCUGUGAGACUGGGGUAACAUAUGCAGUUGUAUGUUAUGGAGAUGUGUUGAUCAUAUUUUACUUUUAGAAAUAGUGUAAUGCAUUAAUUUAGAGUGAUAAUCCUUUAUACUAUGCAUUCUCCCCAGACACAGAUAUACACUAUAUGGCCAAAAGUAUGUGGUCACCUGACCAUCAACACCAAUAUUUGGGCCUUCCUCAAACAGUUGCUACAAAGUUGGAAGCACAAAAUUGUGUUCGAUGUCUUUGUAAGCGGUUGUAUUACAAUUUGCCUUCACUGGAACAUGAGUGAGAUCCAUGAAAACAUGGUUUAGCAAGGUUGGAGUGGAAGAACACUGGUGCCCUGCACAAAUCCCUGAACUUGACUCCACUGAACACCUUUGGAAUGAACUGGAAUGCCAACAUACCCCAGGCCAUGGUCCAAAUACUAGUGCAAAACCUUCCCAGAAGAGUAGAGGUUAUUGUAUCAGCAAUAGGGGAACUAAAUCUGCAAAGUGAUGUUCAGAAAGCACAUAAGGGUAUGAUGGUCAGGUGUCCACAAUCUUUUGGCCAUACAGUGUAUUACUAUACUAUACUUAGAUUAGUUAUAUUGUAAUGUUUCAUAGGUAUGGUAGAUACGUGACAAUGUUCUACUGUGUGAUUGCAUUAACCAACCUAGUAGGUACAAAGACUGAAAAUUAUUUUCUUAGAGAAUGUGGCUAUCCUGAUACAUAAUAGCAUCAUUUUCCUUUCUAUCUUAAAGUUAAGGGUUAGUUAAGUUAGUGCUAUGGGUGCUUUAUAAGGUACUUUCAUUAUUUUACUCUAUAAUACUAUUCCUGGAUUCCAGAUGGCAGAAAUGUGUUGAUGGGAGAAUUGUCAAUCAGAAACUCAAAUCAUGUCAAUGAGAAAUCUGUUAAAAUGAAAUAGCAAUGCUUUUGUUGACUUAACUAAUAAUUGGAUAAUUUGAUAAUUGACUUCAUUAUUAUUUUUUUUUUUAAUAAAUCAUACAAUGGUUUUAUUACCAUGAUGUGG